CUUUUUGACGGGUUUUAUCAUGAGCAUAAACUCUUCUUUGGGAGUGCAGAAUGGCAGUCGGCUGAAAAUUUUAUGCAAUAAGAUUUUGUUAUUAGAACAUGUCGCUUCGUCCUCGUAGGGUUGAUUUUGACCAAACCUGGUCAACACUUCUGGAGACUGUAAAUGGUGUAAUAACAUGUGGAAGUGUUGCUAGAGCAACCUGGAAUGAUCGUUUCUCGGAUGUUUAUGCUCUUUGUGUUGCGUGUCCAGAGCCACUUGGGGACAGACUGUACCAUGAGACAAAAACUUUUCUGGAGAACCAUGUCAGACUUUUAUAUCAGAAAGUUAUAGACAGUAAUGAGGAGAAUUUGCUCACAAUUUAUCAGAGAAAUUGGGAACAGUACAGUAAAGGUUCCAGUUUUCUUAAUCAACUUUAUGGGUAUUUAAAUACAACAUUCAUCAAGAAGCAGAAAUACAGUGAUGCUGACCUGAACUAUGGUGGAUUUACUGUAGAAUUAACAGAUCAGAUGCUGGAAAUAGGGGAGCUUGCACUUGACACAUGGAAAAAGUUUAUGAUAGAACCAUUAAAGAGCCAUCUGCUUGUUCUUAUACUUCAAGAAAUUAACAAUGACCGACACAAUAACUGUGUUAAUCAGACAGUUCUGCAUGGAGUAAUAACAUCUUUUGUUGAUGUGGAAGAAUACAAAAAGAAGUCCCCUCUACAGUUGUAUGAGGAUGUAUUUGAAAGCCAGUUCCUGAAAGAGACAGGGGACUAUUAUAGGAGUGAAGCAGCUAAACUAAAAGAUGAAUGCUCAUGUUCAGAUUACAUGGAAAAGGUUAUAAAGAAACUUCAAGAGGAAGAUUUUCGAAGCCGAAAGUUUUUACAUCCAAGCUCAUAUGGUAAAGUUACCCAUGAAUGUCAACAAAGAAUGGUGGCAGAUCAUCUCCUGUUUUUACAUGGUGAAUGUAGGGAAAUGGUACAAAUAGAAAAACUGCAAGAUUUAGAAAACAUGUAUACAUUGUUAAAACCUAUACACGGAGGCUUGGCAUUACUGGUACAAGAGGUAGAGGAUCAUAUAAAAACAAUGGGCAUGGAGGCAGUCAGAAAUCUCAAGGGAGAUAAUGUACCUACACAGUUUGUUGAGAGUAUGUUAACAGUACAUCAGAAGUAUACAGAACUUAUCAAAAAAGUGUUCAGAAAUGACCAACAGUUUGUGGGCGCUCUUGAUAAGGCAUGUGCAACAGCUAUUAAUUAUAAAUCCAAUCCCAAAAUGCCCUGCAGAUCACCUGAACUGCUUGCAAAAUACUGUGAUAAUUUAUUGAAGAAAAGCUCAAAAGGUUCAUCAGAGACAGAGUUAGAUGACAAGCUAGGGAGCUGUAUAACUGUGUUCAAAUAUCUCGAUGAUAAAGACGUCUAUCAGAGGCAUUAUUCUAGAAUGUUGGCAAAGAGACUAAUACAUGGUCAAACUGCUUCUAUGGAUGCUGAAGAGAUGAUGAUAAAUAAACUGAAGCAAGCCUGCGGUUAUGAGUUCACAAACAAGCUACAUCGUAUGUUUACUGACAUGACAGUAAGUAGUGGAUUACAGGAUGAUUUCAACUCAAGCCUGAAGGAUGGUCCCACUGAUCUUGGUCUUAACUUCUCUAUUCUAGUGUUACAGGCUGGAGCCUGGCCUCUAGGACAGAGUAAUCUUCCAACAUUUGCAAUACCUCAGGAACUGGAGAAAAGUGUUAGCGAAUUUGAAAAAUUUUACAACAAGAAAUACAGUGGUAGAAAACUAACAUGGAUGCAUACUCUAUGUACAGCGGAACUAAAGUUGAACUUUCUGAAGAAGCCAUACAUAGUAACUAUGGGAAGUUUUCAGAUGGCAAUCUUGUUAAUGUUUAACGAAUCAGAGUCUGUAAGUUACCAGGAAGUAACCAGGCACACAAAACUCAGUGAUAAAGAGAUGACAAAACAAGUACAGUCACUGGUAGAUGCUAAACUACUGUGUGUUGAGGGCACAGUGUCAACAGAAUCUGUGUUUACAUUGAAUAUGGCUUAUGCAAAUAAAAGAACAAAAUUCAAGAUAACAGCUGCUAUACAGAAGGAGACCCCACAGGAACUUGAACAAACACGAAGUGCAGUGGACGAAGAUAGAAAGAUGUACAUUCAAGCAGCUAUAGUUAGAAUUAUGAAAGCUAGGAAGAUUUUGAAACAUAAUUUACUAAUUCAAGAGGUAAUAAGUCAGGCGAAAGCUAGGUUUGCACCAAAUAUAGCUAUGAUUAAAAAGUGUAUAGAAGCUCUUAUAGAUAAACAGUAUCUAGAACGGACUCAAAACUCCACGGAUGAGUAUAGUUAUAUAGCAUAGACAGAUGUGAAUAGUUUGGUUAAAUCGACAGUGUUGUGGGAAGUCGACUGAAACCCCGGUACAUGUGAUACAUUGGAUAUUUAUUUCUUAUAACCUUAAUGAAAUGAUUUAUUGAAUACAGAGUACAACCUGUGCAGAGCAAUACCCUUGUGGUGGUUAAAGAAUUUGGUUGUUUACAGAGUGAUGCUGUAGAGAGGUGAAAAUCACUUUGAUGUGCUCUUGUGUGAGGCAUUGUUGUAAGCAGGUUAUUGCUUUAUAGAUGGCUGUUUUGCAAGGGUUGCUCUGUAUAUAAAUGAAUAAGUCUGGAUUAUAUAAAAGGCUUGUUUUUAAGAAAUAUUGCUACUUUCAUUGUAGAUACACAAAACGUUGAAACAGUCUUGCAUAUUAUGUUUAAAUGUUUAAUUCCGGUUAACUGUUUAGGAAAAAACAAUCCCACACAAUGCAAAUAUUUAGUGAAUUGUUUAUCAUUAUGUAUAUUAAAUCAUUAAGUAAGAAAACUCUUUGAGUUUAUACCACACAAAUAAAUAAAAGGUGCAUUGUUGUUGCCUGUCAUGAUUAAACUAUAUCUGAUUAUCAAAUUUGAAUGAUGCAUUAAACAUGCAUCAAUGUUUGAAACAGUCAUGUCAAGGUUUAUCCUGACAUGUUCAUAUAUUGAUCAUCUGUCAACAUAAAUCCAAGCUACACCCCCACAUUAAACAUUUAGUUAAUAUCUCCAGAUACUAAGCAAGUGUUUAUUAAGUAAAAAUUUAAGAUUUAAGAAAUGUUUGGUCAGUCACCACCCGGGGUGACCCCUCAUUUCCUUUGCAUGUUAUGAAUUAUAAUUGUUAAAAGUCACAAGCCAAGUUUUGAAACUGUUUAUCUGUAAGGUUUGACUAAACUCUACUGUUGGGUACUGAAAUACAGGCUCCUAUUUUCGGUCUCCCCCAACACUUCUUAUUUCCAUUGUAUAAAUUUAGCUGUGUAAAAUUUAAAUAUUUUAAAACAGGAAGUUGAUUAUAAGCAAGUGAAUUGACAAGAUAUUUGUCUGCAAUACAAGGAAGGGAAGGAGUGAUGGCUUUGUUAAAAGGGGUUAGCUUUCCAAACAAAAAGGAUUCUUAGAUUUUUAGCUUUAAAGGAAGGAGACUAUAAACAUGUUUGUUAUACAACAGCUGUAUUUGUUAGUGGAAAAAGUUGAAUAAGCAUUAUCUUUAUCAUGACCCAAGAUAAGUGUUUUGUUGUUUAAAUUUUGAAUGCAGUAUUUAUUGUUGAUUUUAUUUGUAGAUUUAAUUAAAGGUGAUACUGUGUUUUAUAUUUUUGUUUUCACAGCAUAAUAAAGAACUUAGGUGAAAGUAUGAUAUAUCAUUUUUUUUGCUGUAUCAGCAUUUAAAUUAAAUCUUAAAGCUAUUCAUUCAGUGUUGAAUGAUACACGUUUUGUUGUUGAAUCUAUACAAUACUUAUACCAAUGGAAGUUGAAUGAUUUAGUUUUUAGCUCGACUUUUCUAUGCAAAGGGGAGCUAUCCUACUCGCCCCGGCGUCGGCGUCGGCGUCACACCUUGGUUAAGUUUUUCGUACCACCCCACUUUAUUUCAGAAGUAUUACAAGUAUGGCUUUGAAACUUACCAUACUUGUUCACCAUCAUAACCUCCAUCUACAGACAAGAGUACAUAACUCUGUCAAGGUUUUUGACAGAAUUAUGGCCCUUUUUUGACUUAGAAAGUGUAUUGAGCUUGGUUAAGUUUUUUGUACCACCUCACUUUAUUUCAAAACCAUUGGAGGUAUUGCUUUGAAACUGACCAUACUUGUUUACCAUCACGACCUUCAUCAACAGACAAGAGGACAUAACUCUGUCAAGGUUUUUGACAGAAUUAUGCCCCUUUUUGACUUAGAAAAUACAUUGAAUAUGGGUAAAAUCCACUUAUUGCCUUAACCCUUUGAGAUAUUGCUUUGAAACUUUUAAUGCUAUUUCACAUCAUUACCCCCAUCUGUACGCAAGAGAAGGUAACUCUGUCAAGGAUUUGUUUUAAAAAUUAAGGCCUUUUAUCGACUUAGAAUCUUGGUUAAGUUUUUAGUACCAGUCCACUUUUUGACUGAACUGUUUGAGAUAUUAAUUUGAAAGUUGGAAUACUUGUUUACAAUCAUGAUUCCCAAACAUGUCCAGGAGAAGGUAAUUCUGUCAAAGAUUUUAUUUGAAUUAUGGCCCUUAAUGCUCAUGGCCAUUGUUCACUUUAAAAAUACAGAGAUUCUUGUAUUGCCUUUUACUGCAAAAACUUUUUUUAUUGGCAAGCAAUAAAAAAGUCGAGCGCGCUGUCUUACGGACAGCUCUUGUUUAAUAUGGAAGAAAGUUAGAAGUUGUUCUGAUUUUACUACCACUACAGACUCGCACCAGUCGACACAUCCAUGCUGUUUGACUAGGGAGUAAACAUUAAGCUAAAAUAACUUUAAAUUUUCAUCUGGGUAUCACUAACAUAGUUGCAUUUUUCCAAAAAUAAUACAAGAUGGACAAUUCUAUACUAUAAAUUUUCAAUAGGAUUUAGGGAGAAAAAGCACACAAGAAUUCAGAGCAUGAUAAGAAAAUCAUAGGAAUAUUACAGCCUUGUCCAGUUUGGAAUUUAUUGCAUCGAUCUACUAUACAAAUACUGUAAAAUUUGUCAAUAACACUGCACAUUACUGUUAACUGAAUUUAAAGAUGAUUGUUUUACAAAUUUUGUUAUCUAUAAAUGAUUUCAUGUAUUUAUGUGCUAAUAUUGUUACUUUCUAAAGAUUUUAUUAUCCACAAUUUUUAGCUCACCUGAGCUUGCUCAGGGUGAGCUUUUAGGAUCGGUGAAUGUCCGUCGUCCGUCCGGCCGUCCACAAUUGCUUGUGAACACUCUAGCGGUCACAUUUUUGCCUCAAUCAUCAUCAAACUUGGUCAGGAUGCUUAUCUAGUUGAAAGCUCGGAUGAGUUCGAACAUGGGUCAUCUCGGAUGAAAAACUAGGUCACAAGAGCUAAAAAUAGAAAAACCUUUUGAACACUCUAGAGGUCACAUUUUUGACCCAAUCAUCAUCAAACUUGGUCAGGAUGUUUGUCUAGGUGAUAGCUCGGAUGAGUUCGAACAUGGGUCAUCUCGGAUGAAAAAGUAGGUCACAGGAGCUAUAAAUAGAAAAACCUUGUGAACACUCUAGUGGUCACAUUUUUGAACCAAUCAUCAUCAAACUUGGUCAGAAUGCUUGUCUAGUCAAUUGCUUGGAUGAGUUCGAACAUGGGUCAUCUCUGAUGAAAAACUAGGUCACAGGAGCUAAUAAUAGAAAAACCUUGUGAACACUCUAGUGGUCACAUUUUUGACCCAAUCAUCAUCAAACUUUGUCAGGAUGCUUGUUUAGAUAAUAGCUCAGAUGAGUUCGAAUAUGGGUCAUCUCGGAUGAAAAACUAGGUCACCGGAGCUAUAAAUAGAAAAACCUUGUUAACACUUUAGCGGUCACAUUUUUGCAUCAAUCAUCAUCAAACUUGAUCAAGAUGCUUGUCUAGGUGAUAGCUCGGAUGAGUUCGAACAUGGGUCAUCUCGGAUGAAAAACUAGGUCACAGGAGCUAAAAAUAGAAAAACCUUGUUAACACUCUAGUGGUCACAAUUUUGACUCAAUUGUCAUCAAACUUGGUCAGGAAACUUGAAUAGGUCAUUGCUUGGAAUAAAUCGAACAUGGGACAUCUCGGAUGAAAAACUAGGUCACAUGAGCUAAAAAUAGAAAAAUCUUGUUAACACUCUAGUGGCUACUGUUGUGAUCCAAAUAUUCUGUUAAUUGGUCUGAAAGUUUCAAACAUGGGUCAUCUUGGAUGAAAAACUAGGUCACACCGCCCAAAUAUGGAAAAACCUUGUUAACAUUCUAGUGGUCACAUUUUCGACUCGAUUAUCAUCAAACUUGGUCAGGAUGCUUGUCUAGGUAAUUGCUUGGAUUAGUUCGAAAUCGCAUGUGAAACUAGGUCACCGGAGCUAAAAAUAGAAAAAUCUUGUUAACACUCUAGUUGCUACUGUUUUGAUCCAAGUAUCCUGGAAAUUGGUCUGAAAGUUUGUUUUGAUGAUUUCUAGGUCAAGUUUGAAUAUGUGUCACCUGGGUAAAAAACUAGGUCGCACUGCUCAAAUAUGGAUAAUCCUUGUUAACACUGUAGUGGUCACAUUUUUGACUCACCUGUCAUGAGACUUGGUUAGAAUGCUUGUUUAGGUAAUUGUUUGGAUGAGUUUGAUAAUUCAGGUGAGCGAUCUAGGGCCAUCAUGGCCCUCUUGUUUAUUUAAAGUAUUAUUUUGCUGCAUGCGUAAAUUUUUCUGGAAUAUCGCUUUAAGAAUUAAAAACUAUUGAACCCAUGUAUAUAUUAACUAAUUGUGGAUUAUAUCGUGAUAAAACAAAAGAUCUUGCCGUCUUUGGACAAUUCUCGUAAUAUAUGUAUCUAUAUUUGGUAUGUUCUUGCCUCUAGCAAGGUUUUUUCCAUGGUGAUGUCAUUGAGAAAAUACCAGUAUGGUGGCCAACAUAUCAGUACAUGCCCUUUAAUGUCUGUUAGUCAAAUAAAUUUCUGCAUUCAUAAACAAUACAGGUAACUAUGUAUUCUGAAGUUGGGCAUAAAAUUUAAUUUAUCACCAUUUUAAAUUUCAUACCAUAUGGAAAAACUGUUGUUUGCUUGUAGAUAAAUUAAAUUAUAUGAUUAAAGUUGAAUAGUUUUAAGCAGUUUUCAUUGACAAAGCUGGCUACUAGUUACAAUUGUGUAAAAAUACUUGAAAAAUGUUUUUGUAAAAAUACUGCACAUUUGUAACAUCGCUUUACAUUGGAUACUUGUGAUGCAAGUUAUAAACACAGCUGCCGUCAAUUUAUGGAUUAUUUUCAUUUUCUCUCUAAUAAAGUAAGUUUGCUGUAUGGUAAAUUCAUUAUAAAGAUUCCGGACAGGUUAUAUGGUCAUAUAUAAAGUGUUGUAAGCAAUAUAACCCUCACCUCCUGGCUCUGGUUAUAUAGGCAUCUAUUUAUAUAAAACCAUAUUAACCUGUCAAAAAUCUUUAUAAAUAACUAAUAAUGUAACCCAAUUUAUAUGUGAAAGCAGUACAUGAAGAUAAUUUUUUCAUGUACUUGUUGAAACAAAAGCAGAAACCAACAUUGGCUGUUAGGGAAGUAUUUUUCACCAAUGUGCAAAAUAAUUAUUUUAUAUGAAUGAAAACAAUAAGAAAAUUUGUAACUCAACAAUUUUAUUUCUUUAUAUACAACAAAAUUACAUGUAAAAGUGCUACCAGUUUAUUUUCAGUUAUUGUCAACUUAUUCAUAUAAAGUAUUUUAACAUGUUUUCUAUGAAAAAUAAAUGAUAAAAAAUUA
Messenger RNA from Ruditapes philippinarum (Manila clam), 7631 nucleotides. RefSeq names its product cullin-2-like. The record is from RefSeq and is a predicted model, not a curated record. The transcript has 20 exons. Gene Ontology annotation, cellular component: SCF ubiquitin ligase complex; Cul2-RING ubiquitin ligase complex. Gene Ontology annotation, biological process: SCF-dependent proteasomal ubiquitin-dependent protein catabolic process; protein ubiquitination. Lineage: Eukaryota; Metazoa; Mollusca; Bivalvia; Venerida; Veneridae. Gene Ontology annotation, molecular function: ubiquitin protein ligase binding. Bases 99 to 2327 code for a protein of 742 amino acids.